UUCUCUGUUUGAAGUUUGCACAUGUUCUGAAGCUUUGCUUCCUAAAUCCCAUCUGUAUGCUUUACAUGAGAAGAGAAUGUCGCUUUUUCUCAGUUUCUUUCCAUAUUCAUCCAUUGGAUCUUGGAAGUCGGAAAUACCUAAACCAAUACCACUUUUUUGAUUUUGCGAUAGAGAGAGAGAUCCUCUUCAACAUACUGCUACAGUAACAGUUAGGGAUCUUUCGAACUAUGUUAUCGCAAUCAGAAUCUCCUACUUCAACAACUACCACUACAAAUUCUUCUCCAAAUCCGAAGCCUGCUUCGGAUGAGAACUCUUCAGUGGACGAUAUCGCCACGACUGUUGAAGACUCACAUCCUCCACCUUCUCAGAUCCCUCUUUCAUGGCCUCCCGAUGGGAAGAUAACUCUAGAUUGGAUCCAGGACCUCAUCUCCACCUUCGAGUGGUCGUCCAGGAACGUUGCCCCUUCGAAUUUCUCUUCCGUCUUGCCCGUCUCCGUUUUCGAUUCUCUGGUUCUUUCGGCUUCUAAGAUUCUACAUAAAGAACCUAAUUGCGUCAGAAUUGAUGUGAAAGGAGAGGACUCUAGCGUCGUUAUCGUCGGUGACGUUCAUGGGCAGUUGCAUGACGUGAUCUUCCUUUUGCGGGAUGCUGGGUUUCCCUCUGAGAAUCGCUUCUUCGUAUUUAAUGGUGAUUAUGUUGAUAGAGGAGCUUGGGGUCUUGAGACAUUCCUGCUGUUGUUGGCUUGGAAGGUCUUUUUGCCGCAUAGAGUAUUUCUCCUCCGUGGGAAUCAUGAAUCUAAAUAUUGCACAUCUGUCUAUGGAUUUGAGCAAGAGGUAAUGGCAAAAUACGGAGACCAAGGGAAACAUGUCUACCGAAAAUGUUUAGGAUCCUUUGAGGGGCUCCCAUUGUCCUCCAUUAUAGCUGGCCAAGUUUUUACCAGUCAUGGAGGGCUCUUUCGCAGCAUGGAAGCUACUCCAUCAAAGAGAACCAAGGGGAAGAAGGGUCGCAAAGUGGUCUUAAAGCCAGAUGCAAAUUCUCUCUCACUUGGUUCAUUGGAGGAAUUAUUGAAAGCAAGGAGAUCAGUUCUCGAUCCUCCAUGGGAAGGUUUGAAUUUGAUCCCUGGUGAUGUGUUGUGGUCAGACCCAUCAAUGAGCCCGGGUCUUUCUCCAAAUAAAGAGAGAGGCAUUGGUCUACUGUGGGGUCCUGACUGCACUGAAGAGUUCCUAAAGAAGUACCAAUUGAAGUUGAUUAUUAGAUCACAUGAAGGGCCUGAUGCAAGGGAAAAACGACCUGGUCUUUCAGGAAUGCAGGAAGGAUACACAGUUGAUCACGUGGUUGAGUCGGGGAUGCUAAUUACCCUUUUCAGUGCUCCUGAUUACCCACAGUUUCAGGCAACAGAGGAGAGGUAUAACAAUAAGGGGGCAUAUAUUGUGUUGGAACCCCCGGAAUUUGAUACCCCUGUCUUCCAUACUUUUGCGGCCACAAUACCAAGGCCAAAGGUGAAUGCUUAUUAUAAUUAUGAAGAUGUGAUUGAUUCAGAUGAAGAGCUGGAUUUGGCAUCGAUGUGAUUGCUUCCAUGUGGUCAACCUUAACAUGCUCAU
Messenger RNA from Telopea speciosissima, 1598 nucleotides. Its product is annotated as serine/threonine-protein phosphatase 7. The record is from RefSeq and is a predicted model, not a curated record. Gene Ontology annotation, cellular component: nucleus; cytosol. Bases 228 to 1565 code for a protein of 445 amino acids. Gene Ontology annotation, molecular function: protein serine/threonine phosphatase activity. NCBI's taxonomy places the organism in Eukaryota, Viridiplantae, Streptophyta, Magnoliopsida, Proteales, Proteaceae. The transcript is spliced from 5 exons.